This is a messenger RNA of Vollenhovia emeryi, 8126 nucleotides long. RefSeq names its product organic cation transporter protein (gene CarT). Gene Ontology annotation, molecular function: transmembrane transporter activity. Bases 5938 to 7872 code for a protein of 644 amino acids. NCBI's taxonomy places the organism in Eukaryota, Metazoa, Arthropoda, Insecta, Hymenoptera, Formicidae. The transcript has 12 exons. Gene Ontology annotation, cellular component: membrane. The record is from RefSeq and is a predicted model, not a curated record. Gene Ontology annotation, biological process: transmembrane transport.
AAAAGACUGUAUAAAAUAGAAAAUCCUUCCCUUUCAAUUCUAUUAUACAUUCAGGAAUAAAAAAAACCGUCGAUUAUUUCUCCGAUCAAAGAGUUAUCGAAGACUAGAAAUGUUUAAGAACGUGAUUAUUGCCGUUUCGAUUACUAUUUUAAAAGAUUAAUCUAUUUGUAGUAAUUAAUUGUUAGUACAUUUUCAAAAAGAUUAUCUCGCUCCUUCCGCGAAAUGCUGCUGCGAAUUGCAUCGCCGGAUUUGCUAAAAAGGGGAAAAAGGUAGAAGAGAGAAAGUCGGAUGCGAGAGUGAAGCAUGAAGUCAAACGGAUGAAUAAAAAAUUUGCGAUGUAAGAGAGAGAGAGAGAGAGAGAGAGAGAGAGAGAGAGAGAGAGAGAGCGCAGGAGACGAAGCGACGAGAUACAGGAGUGACAAAAGGUAUAAAAAUACAAAAAAAGGGGAAAAUAAUAGAUAUAUAUGUGACUGUGAUUUUUGUGAAGAGAGACUCUCGUGUGCGAGGAGUCGACACUUUGCCCCGAGCGGGAGCACGGUCCUCGCGACCCUUCGCGAUCCCUUCGCCGAUCGCAGAGACGAAACUCUGGCGGACGAUCCUGAUCCUAGCAUAUCCUACGAUCGACGCUCUUCUCUUUCUCCUCUACCUCGACGACCUGAUCGAGCCUGAAACGCACACGUCGGGAUCGUGGCCAGAGGAGAAUCUCUGUUCUCGAGUACCGUGCUUCGUCAGGCUGGCUUCGCAACGAGUACCGAUGUUCUCGUCGCACGAACAAUCGGUCCUUUAUUCCCUUAGACUAGACAUUUCUUAACCAAACUCUCCGGUGUUUUUUUUUUACCAGGACCAUUCGAAAUCCUUUUAACAGAGCUUCGGAUGAUCCGUGAAACGAGAGAAGUCUAUAUGUUCCAAAACUUCGUAUGCCAAAGAUUUCUUAAAAGUGAUAGGAGAUUAACACGGGAGGUGUUAAUUCAAUGUGACAAAAAAAGCAAAUUAUCGGACUCCGACGUUGCUCUGUGAGAAGACCACCGUAGACCGUCGGAAAAUGUACGCGCGAAGCCCUGCGUUCUUUACAAUAGACUUUUCCGUGACGACGUUUUUCGCGACGAUCUCGAGGAAGCCGACAUAGCACGUCCUUGCGGAAGGUCCUCGAUGCGUGACGAGACGGGGAUCCCUCGUCGGCGUGCGAAGCCAGCCUGGGGGGGACUUAUAAUAGCACGACAAAGCGAUUUAUCUUGUCGACUAAUUAGUUGUUUAGCCUUUUCAUCGUCGAGACUCCUAGAGUGCGUGCGAUGCUUACUAGAGCGAACGUACGUGAUAUGAGCGUAUUUUACGUAGUAUAUUUAAAAAUCGUGUGCAUUACGCUGUAUCAGUGAUGAUGUGCGCUGUGAAGUAAGUAAGGAAGUUUAUCAGGGAUGCGUCGAUGAUGAUUGAUGGAGCGGAUCGGAGAGAGAAGAUGAUGGUGAUGAUGAUGAUAAUAAUGAUGCUGCAGAUGAUGUUGAUGUUGAUGUUGAUGUUGAGGAUGAUAAUAAUGAUGAGGAUGUUGAUGAUAAUGUGGUUGGCUCGUGAUUCGUCGUGAAUCGCGGCGUCACGUUCGAGAAGUGAGAACGGAUCGUCGAUGCAUGGAGAAACAGAAAGGCCAAGCAAAUAUGUAAAAGUAAAUAUAAAUUUUGUAUCGCGAGGCGGGCCGGAUCGCGCCGCCUGUGGGGCCUGCGGGAUCGAGGGGAAAUUUCCCGGGGAAAUGUCCAUUAUUAAUACCGACCUCUGUAACUAAUAUGCUCGUGUACUUUUGGGUUCAGAAAUUUUUAUGGGGUGUUUAGAAGGGAAUGCUAAGAGAGAGAGGGGAGGAUUGAGUAUACCAGGUAGACUGUGCUUUUCACCUUUCUCUCUUCGCGACUGCCUUCAAAAUCGUGAAUUCAAUCUGGUAUCUUUUAAUUUGAAAGAGACGUCUACAGAGUACGCUCUCUGGCGGGAUUUUUAAAACUUGGAUCGUUAAAGCGACUACCUUGCGUUAAAAGCGCUCGCAACAUUGCUGCUUUUCGAAGUUUUCAGGUGAUCCCGCGGGCUCGCGAGCGUCCUCGCGAUUCGCCUUCCGCCUGCGGUGUCCUUGUACGUACGAGACAAUAUUUUCGAUAAUAUUUUUUAACAAUCGAGUCGCGAAACACGAGCCCAACGCGUAGAUCUGUUGUUCGAUGCUUGAGAACGCGCGGCGGUGGCGGCGAGUGCAUCGCAGGGAAGUAGAGGCGAGCUAUUUUCGUUUUCCCUUGUUCACGGUGAUGUUGCCGAAAGAGAGUGUUCUAUCUGGGGAACCGAGUCGCUCUUUAAAUUGCAGAAACCGCGAUCGAAGUCCUUACGUCACAUCGCAAGCGAACGCCACCUCCGGGGAGAAUUAUCGAUACUGCAUUCCGUCAAUUAAUCACGUGUUCCAUAGCAAUCAAUUCUUACAUAUUACGACGAGUGAAAAUUCCAAUAGUGCAGUAGCAAUAAAGGAAAUCGCGGUCUGUCGGCGGGUUCGGACGUACGUUCGGUGGAUCUCCCUCGCUUUCGCAAAAUCGCCGCGAAAAUGCACCGGUAUCGUCUCGUUAAAAUCACCUCGCCGAGACUCCCUGCGAUCCGCAAAGCUUCCCCGGGGCGGGAUGCCGAGAGUGACGUCACCGCCGCGACGAGGUGGGCGAACUAAUUUAGAAAACAGGGGGAAAAAAAACAGAAAAAAUAAAACAAAAAAGCUACGUGCGUGGAUGAGACGUCUGGUGCGAUGCGCGAGAGAGUGCCGAGUGCUGCUGCCGAUCGGGUAAAAGCGAUCGGAUCGAGCUAAUUAUAAUUGACGCGUGAUGGGAAGAAAAUGUGUUUCUGGGCGACCUAUAUAUGCGUGGGUGAAGCGAGAGAUGAAAAUAAAAGGGGACGAUUCUGGAUGUGGACGUCCGCCUGUCGUCGUUGCUCCACCCUCUCCUCCAAGCGAUCUCCUGGCACUCGAUCCGCCGAUCUCUGUAGGAUAAGGCUCCUCCGUGCCGCGAUAAGUGCGCCGACAAAGGCGACGAGCAAAGAAAAGAAAAAAAAAAGAAUACAAAUCACGGCCUACUCUCGCGAUGCGAGGGGACAAUCCGAUCGCCGAUUUUCGAACGGCGUGACCCAGAUCGGACGUAAUCGUUAACGUUUGCUCAACUCGAUGCCCCCCCCCCCCCUUUUGCGUCUGCGAUCGGUGUCGAGCUAAGGGAAUAGCACCAAAUUCGUCCGCGCUUACGCGGGCAUCUGUCGUUUCCGACGAGCGAGUCGUUUUGAAAAGGGAAUAACGCUGUCUUCGAGAAAUGCGAUGUUACAGAAGAGAUCUCGUUUCGUAUAUUUCGAGGGAAAUUUACGAGUGAAGGUAAAAGCCGUCGGAUGUAGCGUGUAGCUUACGAUCGACCGGCCGCCACGUUAGCUGAAACGCUAUGUAUAACGACGCGAGGGCAUUUUUGUCGCGGAUAUUCCCGCGACGGCCCAGCAUGGCAAUCAACGUAUAUAGGAUAGUAAUUAGAGAUACUUGGAUCGCGUGAUCGGGAUAUCUUGAUAAAACGAAUGCGGAGCUAAAGUUUCGACGAAGACCCGCGUCAAUAUCUCAGACUGUACGGAGCAUUUACUCGGGAAUUCCAUUUAGCGUCGAGUAAAUCCGGAAAUUCUAGAGAGCCAAUCGAACGCAGAUAAUAACGUUUGUAGACUUUCACGCGGUUUAAAUUUAAGAUCGAGAACACGUCAUUUGGCCUAGUCAGUUUCCAAAUUGAUAAUACAUAGGACAGUUCAAAAUUAUCGUCUACUCCUAAAUGUUGGAUACGUGCCGGCUUUCGAGGGAUCUCUUUCGUCUAUAAAAGUACCAAAAUCCACUGUUUCUUAACAGUUGACGGGAAAAAAUGUAAGCUGCCGUAGCUGGCAACUGCGUGUGGUAGCUAAAUUUCAGUUGUAAGAUACGGACAGCUAAUAUUUAGUUGUGAUAGAAUAUUUUGCUACUGUGCCUGUGUAGGUGCGACAGCGGGUCGUUUUUGCUGUAGUUUAGAAAUUAUAGUUCUGGCGGCGAAUUAUCUUUAGCAAGCCAUGAUUAGCUGUGGCAGCGAGCAUUUUGUUUUCGACGAAUCAUUGACUUAACGACGUGUCCAACAAUCAGAGGAGUGGACGAUCCUGCAAUUGUGAUCUGAUUUUUCAAGAGUACCAGUUCCUUUUUCUCUCGCUUGCUCCUUUGAUCGCGAGUUCUGCUCCUGACGGUCGCGAGGAGCUAAUCGGAACCUGAAGUGGGAGAGGGUGCGGCAUGUCCACGCGGUGCAAGAAUUGAAUGCGCCGCGUUAUCGUUUUAUUCCUAUUCGGUUCGAGUCAGUCGUGUGGUGCUUGCGAGGAUUGUGUUUCCUGUGGUGAUUUAUAAUUGACAACGACAAUGUGACUUCGGCUACAUCGCUUAUGUGAGUGUCAGAGCGAUCGUGGAAUGAUUGGGGGACGAUUCUUCGGGAGAGAAGUGUGUCUAACGUAUAAUUGGUCACAUUAAUGAUCGCUCGAUUAUGUGGCCUCGCACACACGAGGCUAUUACGUUACAUGAAGAAAUACCGCGGCGCAAAUACCGUGACUCUUCGCCAAGAAACGCGAAGACCGUUUCCUCAGCGCUCGCGCACGUCCCCGAUGCACCGGGCUGCAUCGGUCCACGUUGCACCGCGCGCAGGAACAAUUCGAUAUUUGCAUAUCACUUAAGACAUUAAUGUGGCCGACUGUACCGAUGAGUGCAAGAGACAAGAUUAUACGAAUCGCCAAGCGACAGUGCCAUAUAAUAUCAAGUCAUUUCGACUGCUGUUUAUUCACCGAACUUCAUUUGCCUUUCUUCGGAUACGAAGCGAGCUUUGAAAACGCGGGAGAGAAGCGCUCGCGUGUAGUCCGGGAAUGCGAGAUCUCGAGAGACGAGAUUCAAUCGGCAGAAAUUGCGAAUUGCUUCCUACUUUUAUUUCAUGGUUUCCUUUUCUCUCAUGAAAAAAAAAACCUUGAUGGCCCGAAAAUAAAUUCCAUUUCAAAUCUAUAUGGACACGAUGAUGCCAUUAUUACCAUGCAGUCGUCGCUCAAAUGCAUCAAAUACAUCGAGCACAGACCCAAUACGUGUCACCGCCCUUUCUCGUUACACCUGUCGCGUCUUUUUUCACUUUUUGUCCGCGGGAGCAGCGUUUGGGAGGAAUUAAAAUUUUAUUUCUCGAUUUCAACACCAUUUCCGGCGUGCCCCGUAAGUAUAUAUCGUCGGCUCAGAUUAUUUAUGCUCUCACGCUCGCCAGACAAUCCAGUAUUAAUCCAAUUAAAUCGUGCGAGAACAACGGAAUUAAAACUUCGUGUCGCGUUGGAAUUUUGAAUGCGAAAAUCGCAUCUAUCCGGGGAUGGAGAGGCGAUCAGAUCGCUGCAGCGUGCGUUCGUAACAGCAUGUGCGUGUCAGCGUCAUUCUUAAUCUCUUCUAAGUACCUUUAAUUGAAUUAGAGGGCACACCCCGCGUCGCAGAUUAACUGCCCGUACCGUCGCAUUUCCGAUACGUUCUCUCGGAUGGUGCAAACGUACGCGUGCAGCUGAUCAAGCCGUCGGUGUUAUUAUUUACGAGAAAUCAUAAGUGCCGCGGUUUACGAACGUGACUUAAUAUUUGAAGUCGCAGCGCGGCGAAUCGCCGUCGGUGCUGAAAUCGUUGAGGUGCAUGGUGCACUUUUGUGAGUCGACGAGAAAGAGAGAAGUCACUCUUGCGCUUUUUUUACGGAGGGAGAGACGGGCGAGGGACGAUGCAACGCGCUUCGCAUCGGUCGAAUCACCCACGGAUGGAGGCUAAUGCACGUCACGUGACGCCUUUGUAAGGUAUCAUCGGGGCUUUCGGGUAACGUGGGACGAGGUCGAAGUUCACCGAAAUGGAGCGACAGGACGAUAGCGGCUCGACGCGGACCGAUAAUACCAGGGUCGCCAAGGAUGACGAUAUUUUCUGUAGUUAGAAGAGCGCCAUUUGGUCGCUGCUCUGCACGAAAUGCCUCGCAGGACGACUUCGAUCUCGACGAUCUUUUGCCGGUUGUUGGCGAGUUCGGUCGCUAUCAGAAGCAGCUGCUAUGGCUGGUCUGCUUGCCGGCGUGUCUGCCGUGCGGUUUUUGCGCCUUCAAUCAAUUGUUCAUGGCGGACACGCCGUCGCAUUGGUGCAAGGUGCCGGGUUUGGAGAACAUGGACGUCGCUCGCAGAAAACGCCUCGCCAUUCCCGCGAGCCAGGAUGACAACGAGACGUAUAGCCAGUGCACGCGAUAUGAUAUCGACUGGACGACGACGACGAUGGAGAACUAUUCCGUCGUGGCAACGUACUUGCCCGCGCCCAACGCGUCGUGGUCUGUCGUGCCCUGCGACCACGGCUGGGAAUACGAAACCUCGGAGACGACGUCGUCUAUUGUCAUCGAUUUUGAUCUCGUGUGCGAUCGCGCGAUCUAUCCAACGAUUGGUCUAGUGGCUCUUAAUGCAGGAGGUCCUAUAGGGGUAUAUUUGUUCGGUACAUUAAAUGACAGAAUCGGUCGGAGGUUAUCCUUCUUUACGUGUCUGGCGACGUUAAUAACCGGCGGCUUUCUGACAGCAAUCUCGAAUAAUUUCUGGACUUGGGCCUUCACGCGCUUUGUCGUUGGCUUGACAAUACCAGCGAUUUACCAAAUACCUUUUAUUAUAUCCUUGGAGCUGGUCGGCCCAAAUUACCGUUCGUUCGUGACAGUUAUGACUUGCACCUUCUAUACGUUGGGUCUUUGCAUGCUAGCAGGUGUCACUUAUUUGAUACGCGAUUGGCGAGCGCUCGUCAUAACCACGAGUGCGCCCUUUUUGAUAUACUUCUUUUACUGGUGGUUCUUACCGGAGUCACCGCGGUGGUUAUUAGCAAAAGGUCGCCUAAGCGAGGCUAAUGAUAUUCUCAUAACCCUGGCCCGCGUGAAUGGCAAAGAACUUCCGGCAUCAUUUACGCAGAAGCUCCGCCAGCGUAUGACGAUGUCGAGGUCGAAGAGCGAGGAGGAGAGAUUGCGAACUGGUCCCGGUGUGCUCUCGCUCUUCAAAUCGCCAAAUAUGCGCCUCAAGACGUGCCUUAUCACUUUGAACUGGUUCGCCAAUAAUAUGGUGUACGUCGGUCUUUCCUAUUACGGGCCGGCUCUGGGGAACGAAGAACAUUUGAGUUUUCUGUUUUCUUCCCUCGCCGAGAUCCCCAGUUACAUCGCUUGUUGGGUUGUAAUGGAUCGAUGGGGUCGCCGUUGGCCGCUUUGCUUGUGCAUGGUCGUGGCCGGGGUGUCGUGCAUCGCAACGGUGCUGUUAUCGCCCGAUGCUGUCAUGGAGACCUUGGUACUAUUUCUCAUAUCGAAGUCUGCGAUAUCGGCCUCAUUUCUAAUUAUUUACCCUUUCGCCGGGGAACUCUAUCCCACGCAAUUACGCGGAGUUGCCAUUGGUUUCUCAGCAUACAUCAGCGGCCUCGGACUCAUCAUCAUACCCUUCGUAACGUAUCUCGGGAGAGAAAAUCUUGUGUUGCCUUUAGUCAUCUUGGGCGUGAUCUCGGUAAUCGGUGGCUUGUCAGGACUGCGAUUACCGGAAACGUUGCAUCACCGUCUGCCACAGACAGUGGAGGAAGGAGAGUUAUUUGGCAAAGAUUGGACGUGCGCGGAUUGCAUCCGUUGCGUUCCAAUAAAACCAUCAUCGAUCACAACUUCCUACGAGGACUUGUCAACGCGUGAGACAGUAGAGAUGCAGGAAGUACCCAAAGUAAUGCUUGCUUCAUCCAUUUUGGAAGAGCAUCAACGGCCGAGCGCGGCAAGUGUUCGCCGUUUGGUUCGGCAAUCCAGCGUGAUGGACACUCAACGCGAUUCUGACGGUACUAUGAAGAUGACUUAUUGGUUCUAGCUCUGGUCAUUUUAAACCAAAUGCAAUUCUAGUCAAAAUAAAGCGGAAUGUUUCCUAUUUUCUUUCAAUUAAAUUAUAUAUUUUUUAAUAAUUUAAUUAAACGAUUAUAUUCUAUUUAUUUAUUGUUGAUCUGUAAAAGAGAUGAGAUAUAUACUGUAAGAAAAAGUAUCUAUAUACAUGAAUAAGAAAUAACUUAUUCUAUCGAGUAAGUACUAUUUUAAUAAAAAGCAUGACGUAUACUCUGACGAAUCGUA